AUGGCACGAAGAAGAGACCAAGGUGGUGGUGGUGGUGGUGGUGGUUCUCCAAGUUCCGAUGAUUCAGAAUCAAGGUAUUUUCAAGUCUCCUAUGUAAUUGAGAAGGGCUGACAUGUACAAUCACAACAGCAACAACAACAGGAGAAAAUGUCAGAGAUGGUUGCAUGCCGGAGUUACUCGAGACCCAAAGGGAAACAGAGUGCAAAUGUGGUUUGGUUUUACCCACUCUCGCUACCAAGAUGCCACGGACGCAAGGAGUGGAGAACACGGUUGGCAUAUCCAUUAUGCUGUGAGUAGAAAUGGAGAGCUUUCAGGAAAUAAGGGUGUAGGACAAAUCCAGCGGAACCUGAUAACCUUCAACGAUCAUAUCGCCUCACAAUGGAGCAGAUAUCUUACCAGAAACGGACAAUGGAGAUAUAAAAAGGCUACCAAAGGACGCGAAAAACAGUACGCUAAAGCUCUGGAAGAACGAAAAUUACCGCGAUCCUUACCCUAAUGAGAAUCAUGAUCUUCGCGUUGGACCGUCAUUAAACGUAAUCCACCCAGAAGGUGGCGUUCACGAUAACCCGCCGUAUCACGCAUUUGACCCGACUGUCAGAUGCUACCCGAACAGUCGUAUUCCGUUGAGCCCACUACACAUCAAAUUCGAUUCUUUUACAGAGUGGAAUGCGUCUGCUUUUACUGUGAUUCGAGAGUUCCUACGUGGUAGGAUGGCAAUGGCCGCUGGCCAGGCUAACAUACCCGGUUUUGAAGCACUUCAAGUGGACAGAAUCGAAUCGGCUUUCUUUUAUUGUGGAUGGCGUGUAGAUUGGCGAGCAGUAAAGAAGGCCAACAAGCAUGUUAGAGAGAACCGUGUGAGAUUUGCCAAUAAAUCUCGUUCUUGGAGAAGACACCGCCCUAUCAAAAUUGAUCCGGAGCAACCACAUUGCAACGCUGUUGAAGCAUAUAUGAACGAUUUGAGAGAUAAUCACCACGAGCCACACAAUUAUGGCGGAGAUGAUAGCUCGGAUGAUGACGACUCUCAUUCUCCAAAUGGCGGCCCUCGUCCUCCCAAUGUUGGCCAAAAUGGUGGUCAAAAUGGUGGAGCAAACGACUCGGAUUCCAGCGACUCUAGUAGCGAUAAUGAAGCCCCACGUCCAUCAAGAGCCAAACGACCACAAAAAGGCAAAGCCUCCACUGCCAGAGCUGCAACUGCUAAAGCGGCCACUACUAAAACUGCUUCUGGAGCGAAGAAAGCAAAAGGCAGCGGCAAGAAUGGUGAAAAUAGCAAGAAACCCACGGGAACCGCCAAAGCCAAAGAAAAUGCAAAAGGAAAGGGCAAAUCAAAAGUGCAAGGAAAGGGUCGCGCGAAAGAAGCAUACAAGUCAUCUGAAAGAGUUGUGAGUCCAUUUCCUUCUUUCGCUAAGGUCACGUGAUGGAUUGAUUUCAUUCCAUUGUUUGAAAGACUCUGCAACAACUGAAUUCGUUAGUCGAGGUGUUUGAGAUAAUUGAGGUGAAAAGUCUAUGAUUAUCGUACACUAUCUUGAGCAAUACUUACCGUACCCGAAGACUUCAUAACUAACCAAUUAAUACAGGUUGACCUUUCAUCUGAUCCUGAUUCUGACUAUGAUUCUGGCUCGGAUUCUGACACCGACGAAGACCAUCUCUCAAGUUAUGAUGAGAAUGACGAUGAUGACAACCACUUCCUAAUUCUUGAUGAUUCAAGCGAGGAUGAUGCCGAUGACGAGGACGAAAAUUCCACCGAAAUUAUAGAGAAUAAUGUCCGCAAUAAAGUUGGAGGUUAUUUACAACAGGCGCAGCAACCAAGAAUACCAACUGCAGAUGACGAGGCACUAUUUGUUUCUAGUGAUAGCGACCAAAGCGACCUUCUUUUUAUUGAAAUUCGGCCUGUCCAAUCUAAUAAGCUAGGGGGCUCACGGGUGAAUUCUCUGAAAGACAUGCAUUUCGAACAAGUGAGAUCGGCACCUCCAGUCAAGGCAGAGAGAUCCAAUUCACAGCCAGGCUCACCAAACAAUGAGAACAAUCAGGAGCGUCAGUCCCCUACAGCCAGCUCAGCUGUCAUUAAAAAAUCAACAUCCGAAAUAGGAAGCGAUGAGGCCCAGUGUGGGACUUCUGAAAGUUCUGGCUUUCAAGGUGCAAUCACAGAUAUACUGAGCACAUUUGAAUCCUCUGAGUCACAGCAAGAUCCAGAGCCACAGCAAGAUCCAGAGCCCCAGCCAGGACCACAGCCAGGACCACAAGCUCAACAACAACUGGAAUCACAUACAGAAGAUAGAACCUCAAAUCUACGUCAACCUCGAACUACGUCACCAGAAAGAUCUGUAACACAAACCACUGCUUCUCAAAGAAGCGGCAACUCUGAACCCCGAUCAUUCGGUUCCUACCUAACCAGAACUCCAUUUCGUGCGCCUGGCGCGCCUUCUCCUUCGCCUAUUCGGGCAAACGCUCCUUCCAUUCCGGUAGAGCAAACGGUAGGACAAACUUUGUCACAACCAAGUUCACCAAUCCAAAGUCCAGUACGAAAGAGGAUGAACGUGGAGAUGGAUGACGCCGAAGAAACCGCGGAGCCCCAAUCUCCAAGUAAAAAGGCCAGAGGGGAUGUGAAAGAGGAGCCUAUUUAUAUUAAGGAUGAGAUUAAUGGAGAGCUUAUUGAUCUGCUUUCAGAUAGCGAGCAUGAGGAUGAAGACGAUGAGGAUAAAGACGACGAGGAUAAAGACGAUGGGGUUGAAGACGAUGAAGACGACAACGUAUGUUAUUGGUCCCGAAAGAAACAUAAAAUACAUCGGCUAACUUGGAUUUGUAGAUGGUUCUCGAUCUCGAUAUUGAGGGAGAAGGCACUCAGCAAGACCCUUUCCUUCUCGACUAG
Molecule: messenger RNA, 2866 nt
Organism: Hymenoscyphus albidus
Lineage: Eukaryota; Fungi; Ascomycota; Leotiomycetes; Helotiales; Helotiaceae
Source: the annotation of a GenBank genome assembly